Messenger RNA from Camellia sinensis, 1557 nucleotides. The record is from RefSeq and is a predicted model, not a curated record. NCBI's taxonomy places the organism in Eukaryota, Viridiplantae, Streptophyta, Magnoliopsida, Ericales, Theaceae.
ACGCACUUUUGCUUUGCUCCGCUCCAAGGUCACCUCUCUUGCUUAAAAAAUAAAAAAAAGAAGAGCUCUCUGUCGCUUUGCCGCAACCAACUUUCAUACUCGUCUCGUGUUUACACUCUCCGUCUCCGAUUGUCUAUAAAUUUAUGAUCAUCGCGAGCCAAAUGCGGAGUUGGUGAUCCUUAACUGACAAAAAUGGAAAACCGUGUAGUGGAGAACGGAGUGUGUUCAUCGGAAUCGGUCAAUGGAGCUCAAGAUAUUUGGAGUUCUAACAAUUCUGAUGCUUCUUCAGCCGAUCAUCUGGUGGUCAUGAUGCAUGGAAUUCUCGGAAGUUCUGCAGAUUGGAAGUUUGCCGCCGAGCAGUUUGUUAGAAUGCUCCCUGAUAAAGUAUACGUUCAUUGUGGUCAAAGAAAUACGGCCAAGCUUUCAUUAGAUGGUGUGGAUGUAAUGGGGGAGCGAUUGGCACAGGAGGUCCUUGAUGUGAUUAAACUUAAGCAAAGUUUACGUAAGAUUUCGUUCCUUUCACAUUCAGUUGGAGGACUAGUGGCAAGGUAUGUCAUUGGGAAAUUGUAUAGACCUUCUAGAAGGGAGGCUGUGGAGGGUGAAGAGGAAUCAAAGGGUACAAUAGGUGGUUUAGAGCCUAUGAACUUCAUUACCGUUGCUACACCUCAUCUUGGUUCAAGGGGUAAUAAGCAGGUACCCUUUCUUUUUGGUGUACCUGUCUUUGAGAAAGCUGCUGUUCUUGUUAUUCAUUUGAUAUUUAGGAGAACGGGCCGGCACCUUUUUCUUACUGAUAAUGAUGGUGGAAAGCCUCCAUUACUCAAACGCAUGUUAGAAGAUUACGGUGAAUUUUACUUCAUGUCUGCAUUACGUUCAUUCAAACGCCGAGUGGCAUAUUCAAAUGUUGGCUAUGACCAUAUUGUGGGCUGGAGAACAUCAUCAAUUAGACGUAACAGUGAACUUCCUAAGUGGCAGGAUUCUUUAAAUGAAAAAUAUCCACAUGUAGUAUAUGAAGAACACUGUAAGGCAUAUGAUACUGAGCAAUGUGAAUCCGUUGUAAUAGAAGAUGAGGGUCCCAACAAGCUAGAAGAGGAACUUGUGACUGGCCUAUCCCGUGUGUCAUGGGAAAAAGUAGAAGUCAGUUUUCACUCUAGCAAAUUGAAGUCUGCUGCUCAUAGUCUGAUUCAGGUCAAAGAUCCACUCGUGCAUUUUGAAGGUGCAGAUGUCAUUCAACAUAUGAUUGAUAAUUUUCUUGUUUAGUCCCACACUGACUCUAUUGUUGCAUCGCAGCUGAUAAUGCAUGUUGUAUUAUUAGGUAAAAGCUACGAUGCGCCAAAAUCCCCAUUUUUUGGGGGGAUCACAGGAGUUGUAUUUAUGACUUUGGGUUGCAGGUAGAAAAGUGGUCAGGGCUCUCAGUGCUAGCCAACUCUACCAAAAACUAUGGUUUAAGGAAUACUUUGCUAUUAGAAAUUUUGUUUAUUCAUUUAUCUUGUCCAGUGUACAUGAACAUGCAAUAUUUAUGGAUAGAAUGGAAAUGAGGCAACGGUAAUAUUUCAUGAA